This is a messenger RNA of Anopheles stephensi (Asian malaria mosquito), 2796 nucleotides long. Its product is annotated as zinc finger CCCH domain-containing protein 11A-like. The coding region runs from base 497 to 922 and encodes 141 amino acids. The transcript has a single exon. Gene Ontology annotation, molecular function: metal ion binding. The record is from RefSeq and is a predicted model, not a curated record. Lineage: Eukaryota; Metazoa; Arthropoda; Insecta; Diptera; Culicidae.
CUUGGGAAAUCAUAGUACCGAAAUGACGUGCGAAUAAACACACUUCUAAAAUAUUUUAACAACAAAAGUGCACAUAUUCCUGUUUCGGUUGAUUCUUUCUGCAGCAUAAUCUCCAUGUGAAAGUUUCCACAAGCAGUGCAAUUGCAGUGAAGAAACGAGCGUACCACAUCCCCGAGCAGGGAACCCCGAACCGAGAAGCAUUCGCUCGGACCUGUGCAGCGUUUUUCUGGUGCGGUGGUGUGGAAGUGGGAAAAAAGAAAGUGACCGUGUGAAGGUUUGGCUCCGAGCCCCCCUGGAACGCGUAGUUCGAUCUGUGUUGCGUGGCCAUCCAGAAGGCACUCCUCUUUGGGACGAACCGUUUCGAUAAAAAGCAAUCAAGACGCCGAUCGUAACCGAGAAACUGCCCCGCAGACGAGGUCAAGCUUUGGGCUCAAAAAUUGCUCUUCGGUCGAAAAGGCAGCAGCCCCCUCGUCGGAAGCUGGUCCAUCCGCCAUUUAUGGACCUGCCGAGGAAUCUGCACGACUGCUACUUCUUCUACUACUCGACAUGUAAAAAGGGGACCAACUGCGAGUACCGCCACGAGCCGGCGGCACUCGGGCACGAGAAAACCUGCAAACUGUGGGCGGAGGGCAAGUGCUACAAUCGCACCUGCACCAUGCGCCACAUGAAGAUCGAAAAGCCGCGCUCAGCCACGCCAUGCUUUUGGGAGGAUCAGCCGGGCGGCUGCCGCAAGCCGCACUGUGUGUUUCAGCACAAGAUCCCGAAGCCCGCGCAGCCAACAACGAGCAAUGUGGGCGUUCCGGUACAGCCGGCUGCUGCUGCCGCCGCCGCAAACGCUGCCGCAGCCCAUCUCAUGCAUUCGACAUCGGCCGCCGUCGUGCUGGACUACAACUAUGCAACCUUGCUGCCGCGAAUCAUCUAAACACAUAACCUUGAAUUUGCAUCGAGGAACCGGAAUGGCGCAGGUAGCCCUAAUGGCGGCGGUAAAACCUGCAGGAAGGAUUAAUGCAGCACGAUUGUUUCUUUCCGCGCGCGCCCAAAGCAGUGAUGGCGCGAAAAUGUUUGCCUAGAUCCUGCUAAACAGCAUGUGCACAGGACUAACGCUUCCACUACCACAUCUAUCCUCUACCCCCUUUCUCUUCGGCGACGCUUCACAUGGCGUAUUUAUUAUACAAUGUCCUUGGAUGGGUUGGGAAAUUAUCAGCUAUUAGUUUGUAUUUAUUAUAUUUAUUAUUUGUUCUUGCUUACCAUACUAUUGUUAAUAACUCCAUCAGCAGCGUCAAAUUUACAGUUGGUAUGCGGUUUCGAAUUUGCUAUGAAAACACAACAAACAAAAAUCUAGUGAAAUCUGUUGAUAGGAGAGAGUCGUCUUUCUGUUUUUGCGGAAACAGAGUUUAGGAACUGAAAAGCGAACGAACGGAAUCGAUCGAAUGUUCACUCAUUUGUAGGAAUGGGAAGAGGAGAUAGGGAACAAUACCUUUGUUGAAUCGGUUUGUGACUCAUGAAAGUCGAAUGAAUUUACGGAACAUGUUCGGGAACUUAGCAACAUUUAUAAUGAAUAUUAUAUCGGUUACAUUCAAAUUAGGCUUAUGUUUUGUGCAUCCAAACAGCGCACUGAUGUGCAAUUUAGAAUCAUUUUCUUUGUUUUUCUUCGCUGUUAUGAAUACUUAUUUGCAAAUUUUCAAAACAGGUAAAUCAAAAGCAAAACAAAACAAAAACGGGAAAGCAAAAGCCACAGAAGAUAGUUGAAUAAUCUUUGCAAUAGAUAGUCUACAGUCGCUGGUUUUUGUUCCGGUACACACCUACACACACACACACACGUUUCGUUAGGUUUUCGUGAAGGUUUGUGAUUGAAAGUUCCUUAUUGCGAAACAAAACAACAUAAAUGCUGAUGAACACGAGACAAACAAUAAAAAUAGAAUCAAUGCAAGUUAGUAUAUCAAUUAAAGGAAGAAUAGCAAAACACAUUGCACAGAUAUGAAAACAUUAGAACGUAACAGUGAAAAUUGAAGUUUAGAAAUACAUCAGGAAGUUAAAAAGAAAAUAUAAUCAAGAGAUGCGCUGACGGCGAACGUACAUUUCAAGCAGCAGGAAUGCAAAAAGAAUAAAAAAGAGUAAGGUAAAUGAAACACCUUCUGCUAUAAAGGAAGAAAAAACCAUGAACAUAAUUGUAAUCACAGUCUAUACAUACGCGACAGUUACAAGAACAGCUAAAAAGAAGUCAUUGUGAAUGGAUAUAGGAAUAAAUUGAACACGUUUAAGGCAGGAUGUCAGCAUUCUGUGCUACGAUCACACGACAUAACAGGAUCGAGACAGAUGCAAUAAGGACAGCUUAGCACCACUGAAUCGCCCGCUGUACUCCACAGAACGGAAACCUUGCAGAAUAGAGAUAAUUCCUUUGUUUUUUUUUAUUCGAAUCCAGUUUAUGAACCACAAGAUUAACUAGGAACGAAAUUUGAUCGGUAAUAGCUUUUUUAGAAUUUACUUGGGUGCCACUCUCCCUCUCUCUAUCAAUUCUUCGUUGAAGCUCUACCAACAAUGAACGGUAAAAGAAAAUUUAUAAAUCUGUCCUAAAAGCCUAGUAAAGGAAAUAAAAUUCACACCCAACACAUACACAAUACACACACACACACAGCCACACACAUACACAAUAUUAUCUAGCAAAGGUUUCUUUCGGAUUUGCAUUCUAAAUUGAAUGACUACCAUGAAUACGAGUUAAAUGAUAUUGGGCGCAAAAUAAAGUGGACUAUAAUCGCAAAAUUUAAACCGUAAUAAACAAGUAAUCAAUGGAUUUAA